CAUUUCUCUUUUUUCUCAAACAUAAUUUCUUUCCUAUUUCCCUUCAUUUCCAUUCUCUACUUCUUCGCCACAGCUUCUCUUUUUUCUUCCAAUUAACCCUCUCUUAAACCCCUCUCUUACUUCAAUUUUCUUCUGGGUUUUCUCAAAAAUAGUGAAUUUCCAAGAAAGACACGAGCUUUUUCAAUGCAGGGUGUUGUUUUGGGUGAUGGUGGAGGUCUCUCCAGAGGUUCAGCAAGUGGGUCGAUGUCUGCGGUGUCCAAAGAGGACAAUUUGGUCUUCUCUUCUGAGGAUUCCUCCAGCCCAGAUGAGUCUGAGCUCGAGCUGGGCCUUGGGUUGAGCCUCGGUAGUGGUUGUGGUGGUGUGAAAGCUCAACAAACUUUGAGAGUUCAAUAUGCUAGGAUCUUGACAGCUAAGGAUUUCCCUUCUGUGGUUUCUUCAGCUUCGUCUUCAUCUCCAUCGUCGUUAUCUUCGACUUCGUCUUCCUCGUCGUCUCCUUCCUCUUUGAGCCGAGCUAACGUUUCUGCUGGCACUAAGAGAAGUGCUGAUUCUGUUGCUAAUGGCGCCAGUCAGGUUGUGGGAUGGCCUCCAAUCAGGGCUUACAGAAUGAAUAGCUUGGUUAACCAGGCCAAAUCGCCACUCACGGAAGGAUUCAACUCCAUAGAUGAAGAAAAUAGAUGCAUAAAUAAAGUGACUGGGAAGGCUGAUAAUGGAGAUGAGAAGGAGAAUGGAGUUUCUAAGGAGAACGGGCAUCUCAGGAGUUCUAUGUUUGUGAAGGUGAAUAUGGAUGGAAGUCCAAUUGGAAGGAAGGUUGAUCUGAGUGCUCAUAACAGCUAUGAAGCCUUGGCACGGACGUUGGAAGACAUGUUCAAUGAACCGACCACAAUUGUCAAACUGCGAUCAAGUGGGAAGGACCACGAUAAACAGGUAGGAGGAACUGGACUUUCAAAGCUGUUGGAUGCAUCAUCUGAGUAUGCUCUUACUUAUGAAGACAAAGAUGGGGAUUGGAUGCUUGUUGGAGAUGUUCCUUGGGGGAUGUUCUUCAACUCAGUGAAGAGGCUCAGAAUAAUGAGGACAUCUGAGGCGAAUGGACUUGCAGCUCCUAGGCCACAAGAAAGAGAAAGGCAUGGGAGGCAAAGAUGCUAACCUGUCUAAACACACACACACGCACACUAUCUCAAGAUGAUGCUUCGAAGUCAUAAAUAAAGAAAGAUGAAAAGAUACCUUACAAGUAAAGAUUUUCGACAAGUAACGAUUGGUCUUGCGGCUCUUCUGCUCUGCUCUGGUUUGGUUCGUGUUUAUUAUCUACCAUUAUAUUAAAUUCUUGCUACUGUUUCUCUUUUGGCAUCACCGUUACCGUCCUGCCUCGAAAGCCAGUGAUUCAGUUUUUUGAUGUUAUACUAAAACACUUGCAUACUUUGAUGAAUGCUUGUUUGUUUAUGCUGUAACUUGUAAAUAUGGGGAUGCACAUUUGAUUUUGUAUUCUCUGCACACCAGAUGAGCUUUCCCUCUCGACUACUCAUAAAGAAGUGUUAUUACUCAAUACCUUUAAAGGAUAAAGUUUUGCAUGCUC
Humulus lupulus (European hop) is the source of this 1570-nucleotide messenger RNA. Its product is annotated as auxin-responsive protein IAA11. The record is from RefSeq and is a predicted model, not a curated record. NCBI's taxonomy places the organism in Eukaryota, Viridiplantae, Streptophyta, Magnoliopsida, Rosales, Cannabaceae. Gene Ontology annotation, molecular function: protein binding. Gene Ontology annotation, biological process: regulation of DNA-templated transcription. The transcript has 5 exons. Bases 184 to 1143 code for a protein of 319 amino acids. Gene Ontology annotation, cellular component: nucleus.